Solea senegalensis (Senegalese sole) is the source of this 2036-nucleotide messenger RNA. RefSeq names its product histone H3.v1-like. Lineage: Eukaryota; Metazoa; Chordata; Actinopteri; Pleuronectiformes; Soleidae. The record is from RefSeq and is a predicted model, not a curated record. Bases 1 to 1005 code for a protein of 334 amino acids. The transcript has 2 exons.
AUGGACGCGAGAAAGAAAAGGGGACUGGAAGGAGGAGGAGAAGGCGACACUCGGAUGGAGGCGGGCGCUCAGGUUUGCAGAGCCCCGUCUCUGAGCUGGGAGAGACGUCUGAGGAGGCCAGGGACAGGAGGAGGAGGAGGAGGAGGAGGAGAACAAGAUCUCAGAGUUUACCCCGAGAUGUUGGAGAGGAAGAGGGAGGCAGAGGUUGAGGAGGAGCCUAAGGAGGAAGAGAGGGUACCUUCUGUUCAGGAGAGGCUGGAAGAUAAAUAUGAGGAGGAACAGGAACAGCAGCAGCAGCAGGAGGAACAUAAGGAACAGGAACAGCAGGUGCAGGAACAGGAGCAGCAGGAGGAGGAACAGCAUGAGCAAGAGCGGCAGGUGCAGAAGAUGAGAGCAAAAUUUGAGGGGAAAGGGAGUGAAGAAAAUAUUAAUUUACCCAUUCCAAGUCCUGACCAAAAGCUUCCUAGACCCAAAGAAAACUGGGAGGCAGCUGAAGAGGAAAACUGGGACAUGGCAACAGAGUACAGGGAGCUGAGGAGGCAGAAGAACCUGCAGCAGGAGCAGGAGCAGGAGAGGUCAUGGGUUAAUAAUGGUGGUGAAAAUGAAGAUACAGAGGGGAAUUAUGACAACAGAGAUGAUGAUGAUGACGCUGAGAGUGGGAGUAUAGAAAGGCCUCUACCAGGCAUCGAUCUGACAGAUCCAGUGUCCCAGAGAGAGCUGUUCUCCUUCCUCACCUCCACGCUGUCUGUGGAGCAGCUGGGGGACGAUGAGUCAGAGUCUGGGGGCAGCCAGUCUGAUGGCAGCGUGUCUGCCGCCAGUAUCUCAGGCCUUUCUCUGGCUGCCACAGGCGCAGGCAGGCGAGGGGCCGUGGUGCUGCCGGGCCCUUGGCUCACACCCAGCCAACAGCGGUCAGAACAGGUCACAGCGAGGAACAGGCGUCCUGGAGGACAGAAGAGGCAGGGACGAGGAAGAAGUGCUGUCUCUUCGAUUAUUUCCAAUGAAUGAACGGUCUGAUUGGAGUAGGGACAGAUGUGAUGUUAUACUCAUCAGCGGUUGACUCCCCCCACUUUUACCAAAGCAAGUAGUGCAUGAGUUGUUGAAGUGUGUAUAGGAAUAGAGUCUGGCUAACGUCAACAAACACAGACUCCAGAUGCCGAAGCAAAGACUGGAGCGUUGCUUUAGUUACCUCAUCAGUGUCACGUGUCCGCGAGUAAAAUACUGCAGUCUCCUCUGUCACUGUUUUGGGCUGGAGCUCAGGAUCCUUGUUUGCGUCUGUCAUGAGCUCAGCAGUGAGGCUGCACUUCAGCCACAGCCACACGUAUCGUUAUAGUAGAAAACUAUAACGUUUAGCUCCUUUAAGUUGUAAUGGAAAGUAGUGCCAGUUUGUGUCCAUCUCACACUGCUAGACCUUGACUCCACAUUUUCUCCCUCAGUCACUUUGAUAUCUACGGUGUCGUGCGAUCGUGUGAAGUCAUAUACUUUGUGCCUUUUUGCAGCCAAACUCUUUUGGCUGAUGUUAAAUGUCACUCUCAUAUAUUUUAACUUGUAAGAUGACACCUGCACGUGGUGAAGUUCUGUGUUUUUCCACUUCUGUCUGUCUUCCGUGGGGACCGUUGCCCCACACUGUGUUGCACUCAUUACCUUCACGUUCACAGUCGUCGCCGUAGAUAUUUUUAGGAGUUUUUCCAGGCACAUUUAUUCACUUUCUGCUUCUCUGGCUAUAUCAGCACAGUGUCCUCCCCCCUCCCCACAAAGACUUUCACUUAUACCUCAUGAAGAUACUGAGCAAUAAUAAUGCAACAGUCCAUGACUGUAACGUGUCAAUCUGGUCUGAGAGGAGACGGUGCGAUGUGGUUUUUUUUUUGUACAUUAUCCUCUUUGUCUUUUGUGGACCUUGCCUCAAAAUGUAACGCUGUUCUAUACUCAACGUGAAUAUAUGAUUGUUAUAAUGCAGAUCCCCUUUUGACCGCAGGUGUGAAAUCUAUAUUCUGUAAAUUUCUAGAGAAAUAAAUGACAGAACCUAUUGUAAAAAAAAA